Molecule: messenger RNA, 804 nt
Organism: Exophiala xenobiotica
Lineage: Eukaryota; Fungi; Ascomycota; Eurotiomycetes; Chaetothyriales; Herpotrichiellaceae
Exons: 1
Coding region: 1-804 (267 amino acids)
Cellular component (GO): cytoplasm; nucleus
Molecular function (GO): RNA polymerase II cis-regulatory region sequence-specific DNA binding
Source: RefSeq, a predicted model, not a curated record
AUGUGCUGCCAGAUCAUUGAAAGAUACGCGGGUUGUCGCUGCCUCUACCACAAGCACUCUCUUGAUCACUGUCAGCGAUAUGGAGCAAAAGGUCAUCCUACCACCGAAAAGACGAUCUUAGUGGCAUUCAACUGCCCGGACCACUGGGCGAGAAUUGUUCAAGACCCAGUCAAUAACCCAGCUGCCCUUGACACGCCGCAGAACUUCCAGGCAAAAUUGCACAACAGUGGGACACAAACCACGAAUACUUCCUCAUCGACGACUCAGACCGACGCUAAUAUAGCUACCGUCGUCAAUCUAUUACCUACUACAAGAGCUCCUCAGAUCAACAAUGUCGACGAUAAGCAGGAUCUUCCUCGCCCAUACAGAUGCCCCUUAUGCGAUCAAGCCUUCCACCGUCUGGAACAUCAAGCAAGACACAUUCGCACUCAUACAGGAGAAAAGCCACAUAUGUGCCAGUUCCUUGGCUGUAGUAAGCGCUUCAGCAGAUCCGACGAGCUGAUCCGACACUCGCGCAUUCACAAAAACCCGAUCUCGCAUCUGACCACCAAAAAGACUGUUAUGCUUCCCGAAAUGACGCGCCAACAGAACGAAAUUGUCAUGAACGCCGAUGGAGGCACCAAUCCCGAGCCCGUGGCUCCAAUAUCGCCAUUUCAGUCUCCUCGGCUUGAGCAAUUCCCAGCGUUUCUCGUCGACCACCGGAGUCGAGCAGAAAAUGCGGAGCAUGCGCAUUAUACGCAAUGGUUAUCAACUCCGGACCAAGUAUCUCAGAAGUACGACCAUGUUUCCCCGUUCAUCUUCUAA